Molecule: messenger RNA, 5404 nt
Organism: Alosa alosa (allis shad)
Lineage: Eukaryota; Metazoa; Chordata; Actinopteri; Clupeiformes; Clupeidae
Product: NACHT and WD repeat domain-containing protein 2-like
Exons: 7
Coding region: 98-4945 (1615 amino acids)
Molecular function (GO): protein binding
Source: RefSeq, a predicted model, not a curated record
ACAAAGUUAACAUUUCUUUUUGUUUUACUACGGAACCAGAUCUGUCAAAAUUAAUUAAUCAGAUCAAGAUACUGGGUGCAUCACUAAGAGCGUAUUGAUGCCGUGUGUGAAGAUAUACUUGUGCUCAAACCCACAAGACUCUGUCCAGGAGAGGAGAGCGCUGAGAGAGACUGUGUUCCCUAAGCUCAGGGACCACUGCAGGCGAAACCAUGGGGUGGAGUUCAGGGUUAUUGACCCAUAUGAGGCCCCCAACUCAAAGGACUGGCCUAGCCAGCAGGUCCGACUCCGGCUUAUACAGGGGUGCAAAGACACUUCAGUGGGACCAUUCUUCGUGGGUCUGAUUGGGGAGGAGUAUGGCACUGCAUCCUUACCUGAGCAGGUGGAGAUCUCAGAGUUCCAGAACAUUCUUCAGACGUGUCAGUCCAUGCAGCUAAGCACUCGGUUACUGGAGGAAUGCUACCGGAGAGAUGAGAAUGUCAUACCACCCUGCUUCUGUCUGCUUAGUCAGCACAGCAGCCAGACAGAGGCAAUUACAGGAACCAAAACAUGGGAUGAGGCUCUGAAGGAAGUAAAGGAUGUGCUUCAGGCGUCUGUAAAGCAGUGUAUACUUGACGGAAGCAUCACAGAAGAAAAAGCCCAGAAAUACUUUAGAUCAGACCUUGAGAAUGACCUCCGCUUUGCCAUGGAGGACUGUUUAUCUGAUGAUAUGAAAAGGUGCUUGUAUUACAUUCAUAAGAUCAUCCAUCAGAAAAAGACAGGACACGAUCAAGACCAAGAUCCUUCAAAUGAUCGACUGAGUGUUAUCCGUGAGCAUUUCCUACCCGACUUAGUUACUUCCUGUCAUCUAGAGGUGUACACUACCACCACAGAGUGUGAUCGGCAACAGGGUUACACAGUGGCCUUGAGACAGGCUUACAUUGAAGGGCUUUGUCAUCAGUUGUUCACAGACCUUUCAAGGCUCAUUGACUCAACUGUCACAAAGAACACAGCAGAUCCUGAUGAUGCCACCUCCCAGCAGGCCAACCUGUGUCACAUCUAUUCUCAGCUGUUCAGGAUUGAACGUGUGGAGGCACAGCCAAUCAAAGCUUACCUUGAGCAGAACUACCCAAAACAUCCUCUUGUACUCAUUGGGGGGCCAUGCUCUGGCAAAACUGUCUUAAUGGCCCAUUGUGCAAGUCAGGUGAAACUGUGGCUGAAGGCCGGUGAUCCUGUGGUCAUCACACACUUUUCUCCCCUCCCACUGAAGCAGCUUCUCAAUAACAUCUGCCACCAUAUCGCUGUUAGUUAUAAUCAACCAUGGGACAACUGCAUACGAGAUGUUACUCAACUGGAAGAGGCCUUUACUGAACUCUUAGACAUAGCAUCGUCUUCCAAGUAUCCCUUAAUCCUGAUGUUAGAUGGCCUUGACCAGAUACCAAGUUCUGAAGGACCCCAACACAUGACCUGGCUCCCUAAAACUUUACCUCUUAAUGUCAAAGUCAUAAUUUCUACCACCUACACUAAAUCUGGUACCCUUGCCAGUCUCAAGACACAAUAUCCAGACUCUAACUUCUUUCUAGAGCUGGAACCAUUUAAGAGAAGCAGCUGUAGCCAGAUGCUGACCAGCCUUCUGGAGAGCUCCAAAAGGAGGAUCACCUCAGGACAACAGAUGUAUGUGAAUGAGGCUCUUAAACAGUGUAGUCGUCCUCUUUAUGCAGAGCUCAUCUACAGAAACGUCAGCCUAUGGAGAUCUGAGACAGAAAUCACUGAGGAGUCUCUAAGCCAAGGCAUUCAUAACAACAUCAAUCAAUUUCUUCAACACCUUGAGGAGAAACAUGGCCAAGCACUUGUUAGCAGAUCGUUGAGUUUUCUAACGCUGUCGAGGUUUGGCCUCACAGAGGCUGAACUGACAGAUAUCCUUUCCUGUGAAGAUGAUCUAGUUUCUGUGUUCCUCCCAAUUGAGGACCCACCGUAUAAGUUAAGGUUCCCUGAGGUUGUGGUGGAGAGGCUGAUCUUUGACCUUGAGGGCUUUCUGUUGGCUAGACAUAUCUCAGGUUCUCGUGUGCUGUUCUGGGUCAGUAGACAUUUCAGGUUAGUUAUCAUCAAGAGAUACAUUGACUCCAUAGACAAAAGUGAGGAAAUACACCUUCGACUAGCUGACUACUUUAGUGGGCGGUUUGCGUACGGAAGGGCCAAGCCACUAGUGAUCACUUCAGACACCAACAUGACUGACAAACAAGGCACUACAGAAGGAAAACCAAUGAAAAUGUACAUAGACAGGAACCCUUAUGGACAGCCUUGGGUGUGGAAAAUGUCCAAGCCUUCCAUUACAUUUCAAGACUCAUCCUCAGAGACAGGGAAUGUAAAUUUUAGAAAAGUCCUUGAGCUGCCCUAUCAUCUAAGAUGGAGUGGAGGGCUGGAUGAGUUUUGCAGAGGUUCAAUGCUCUCCUAUGAUUUCCACCAUGCAAUGUUGAUGGGAGGUUUAGUACAGGACUUGUUUCUCUGGCUGGAAGAGAUGUCUCAGUUUAUGAUGCCAAGAGAGCUAUGGCUUCUUGCCUGCAUCCUGAGAAGUUCUUUAUGUUUACUUCAGAACUCCCCUAUAGACACACCAUUAAUAAUACAAGCACAGCUCUUUCCUUUCCUAGGGGUCGUUCCUGAGCUGGAAGACUAUGCAAAGCAGUUGUGUGUGGGAUAUGUGAGGUCUGGGAUAACCAUGGUGCUGCCUCCUGCCUCCUCUGUUCCCUGUUCCUCUUGGGAACUGUCAGACAGAAUGAGGUCUUCUGUUACAGAUGUGGCUAUAGCCGACAGUGGAAGAGUGGUUCUCCUCCUUAGUGAUGGCUCUGCCUGGGCUUGGAAUGGGAUCACUUCCAAACAAUUCCAAGUGCCCCAUGUUCCCACAAUAAAAAUGGUCAGUCUCAGAAUUUCAAACACCUAUCUCCUGUUGUCUUCCAGCUGUAACAGGCUCUUUCUAUGUGAUUUGCGCACAAUGUUUUUUGAAGAAGUUCCUGUUCUGAAUACUGAGAUUCAUCAGAACACCCAUAUCUCUAUUGAGGGCUUUCUGGCAUCCACAACAAAGAUGUUUUGGUGGUACAGAGGAGAACAUCAUGUCUAUAUGCAUGCUACAGAUGAUGCAUCACCUAAUUGUGGGAUCACUCAAUUAUAUUGCCCUGGUUUUGUCACAUGCAUAUCAUGUUCUUUUGAUGAGCAGCAUGUGUUCUGUGGACAGGGCAAUGGAAAUGUAUCCAUUUUUGAUGUGCAGAGUGGUCAGACCGUUUCUGCCCUCUCUUGCUCUACAGAGAGACCACUGAUUGGCUUGAAAAGAGUUGAGGAAGAGGUGAUGGCAUGUAUUGACAGUGUGGGUAGCCUGUUUAUUUGGAAUAUUCAAAACAUUUCUCAUCCGAGCCUUAGUACAGAGAGCUUGAGCAAUAAAGACACUGAGGAGGUUUUGAAUAUAGAUUUCACAGAAGAUAAUGAGGUUCUUCUAAUUUGUAAGAAGCAGAAAAUCAUACUCUGGGACACAAAUAGCUGCUCUGUGGAUGAUCAAUUUCACGCUCCAAAAGGUAAAGCCUUUGUUCAUGUUAUGCUGGACCAUGGUUCCAGCUUGCUCUUAGCUUUAUUAGAAGGGUGUUCAUGUCUUCUGGUCUGGGAUUCAUGCACAGGGCAAUGUGUUUUGAGCCUUAACACUGGCUCCACAGAAACCCCAAAACUUUUCAAAGUGGGUGACCAGUACCUGUCAGCUGUUACGGUCAAUGGGAUCGUCACCUGGGAUAUGGAUCUUGUCAGAGAAGCAGCCUCAAUCCCCAAAACUGGGUCAAAAACAAUAAAGAUGGUGCUGGUGAAAAGUGAUAAUUUCUAUACAAGUGACGGCACAGAACUUUUAUGGAAGUGGAAUGCACAAAGUGGUGAAAAAGAGGGCUGCUUCCUGCAUCACGGUCCGGUUACAGCCUUUACCAUCUCACAGGAUGGGGAGCAUCUAGUGACGGUAGCCUCAGGUGACAUUUAUGUGUGGAGAAGUGGAGAUGGAGUUAAUUUGUACUGCAUCCCUGGCAGUGCAGCAUCGCAGGUACUCAUCACACCCACAGGAAACGUUGCUGUGUCGCUCUCAGACCAGGGGCUCUCCAGGGUGUGGAAGGUUGCAAAUGGGCAUGAAGUGUGCCGCUUUCACCUUAGGCUUGAAAAGCCUGUAAUCUCACCAGAGAGCACAUUCCUUCUGGGCCUACAGGAGGACAACCUCCUGGCUGUCAGCCUGUGGUUUGGCUAUGUCAGCAGAGAGUUUCCGCUGUCAGAUCAGUCACGUGUGCUUGCAUUCAAUUCCAUUCUAGAUCACCCAGACUAUGUGAUUGUUAUUACCUCAUCUGGGGCUGUCUAUUCAUGGAAGAUGUCGGACGACACGAUUUGCCAGAGAUUCCAAAUGCCAGAGCACCUCCUUGACCAGCCUGGAGUUUUUCAGGUCUGUGCAGAUGGCAGCUAUGCUAUCCUUACUAUUGGUCAAUCUGAUAUGAAUAUCUUGGAUGUGACUCAAGGUAGACUGUGCGCAGUUAAAGUUAAUGGACAAAUCCACCAUGUAUGCUUGGAUAUCAGUGGUAAAUAUGCUGCCUACAUCAGUGAAACUACCAUCAGUCACCUGAGUUGCUCUUGUAAACCCUGUGUUAGACUUGUUUUAACAGCUAUACGAGUCUCAAACGGAAUGAGAGUGGGUAGGUUCUACCUCUGCAGGUAUCCUUGUGCGAUGAGUAUUUCUGAUAAUUUGUCAGUGUAUGUCAUUUUUGAGGAUGGAUCCGUAGGCAUUUAUGCUAUCACUGACACUGAUGCAGAACAGAGUGCCACUGCUACCAAGACCCUCUUGCCUAUUGUAGGGCAAAGACACCAUCCAUGUACAGCACAAACAUGGCAACCUUUAGCAGUGGAGAAAUGGAAUAACACACUGAACAUGUCGGUUAGACUGGGUGCUGAAUCCUUCAGAUAAUGUAUAACGUUUUUAAAUCAUGGACAGCACAAAAGACAAAACUUUUUUUAAAUUGCCUCACAGAUGUUUUGGACCAGAUGCCCUUCUUUCCUUGAUUCAAAAACAUUUAGCCAUGGCCAAUCUUAUAUGGGCGGACUCUUUGUUGUAAGAUCUACAAACCAUUUUCCAAUUUGUAAAUAUUUGUAAAUUUAUAAUAGGCCUAAUCUAUUUGCCAUAAAUAAUAACUAGCCUAUACUGUUUAUCAACAGCCAUUUAGCCCACGUGAAAAUGUAAAAAAAAUAUUCUCUUGCUCAGUCACAUUGGAUAAAAGUGCUGAAUGAUUAAUGUAAUAAAUGUAAAAAAAAAACAGUAACCACUUGCUUGAGCAAACUUAAUGUUAACCAUAUCACUGCCUUCAACUAAUUGUAUUUGUUUGUUCCUUUUACCUUUUGAAAAUAAAUAAAAGCGAUUUACUUUGAA